Messenger RNA from Pyricularia pennisetigena, 1194 nucleotides. RefSeq lists its product as uncharacterized. Lineage: Eukaryota; Fungi; Ascomycota; Sordariomycetes; Magnaporthales; Pyriculariaceae. The transcript has 2 exons. Bases 1 to 1194 code for a protein of 397 amino acids. The record is from RefSeq and is a predicted model, not a curated record. Gene Ontology annotation, molecular function: transaminase activity.
AUGCAGAGUAGGCUGUGCCUGUGGGCAGCGACGAAAUGUAGUCGCUCUGCCAGUGAGAGCCAAAUCGGACAGGGCAGUCGCAACAACCUCAAGACCUCUUCUAGCCAAGGAAUGUCUCGGGGCGCGGAAAGUUUUAAAACGCUGGAAUGGUGUCUAAUAAGGUGGAUCGCAAGGGGCAUAACUUAUCGCAAAGCUUCAGUACUAUGCAGUACCGGAACCGCCCUGGGUAAUCGCAGACGUGAGAUAAGUACUGGCCAAAAUCGGACCUCGGGCGUGCUGUCUUUAUCGAGGCGUAGGGAGAUCUACAAGCUAUGUUCGCAAUUCGACAUAGUCCUGAUCGAGGAUAACCCAUACUUUAGCCUCUACUACCCUCCUUCAGCGGGAGGGGAGACGUUCGACGGCGCGUCGUUCCCCUACGUACUCUUCAACGAGCUCGUGCCCAGCUUUCUCCGUCUCGAUACUGAGGGCCGCGUCAUAAGGCUGGACUCGUUCUCCAAGUCGAUUGCUCCAGGCUGCAGGCUCGGAUGGAUAAUGGCCAGCCCGACCGUGUGCCAGCAUCUCUUCUCUAUUGUUGACGACACAACGCAGCAGCCGUUGGGUUUCGUGCAAGUUGUGAUUGCGCGGCUGCUAUCCGAGCCCGACGGGGACGACGCCAACGGUAGUAGCAGCAGGACCUCCUGGGGCUUUCAAAGCUGGGUUGGUUGGCUCCAGGGUCUACGGUCGGCGUACCGACGUCGCAUGGUCAAGAUGGCAACGGUGCUCGAAAGGGGUAAGCACGUUGCUACAGCGUCGACCACGAACGGCGGCGGCGAGGACAACAAGGUGGCAAUGUUUGAUUUCCGCUGGCCCAUGGGCGGAAUGUUCCUCUGGGUCGAAGUAAAGAUCAAGAACCACCCGCUCGCCGUAUCCGUCGACCUGAGGAGGCUGAUGCGCGACCUGUGGAUCAAAUGCAUCCGCCCCCCUUACCUCGUCCUGACGGUAACGGGGGACGACUUCGCCGAGACGGAGGCGGUCAAAACUGGGCGCGGGUACAAGUUCCUUCGGUUCUGCCUUGCGGCCAUAGAAGAAGACCUGCUCGAGGAAAAGCCGGCGUCCUUUGUCCCCGCUUACCGGGACUUUUGGUCGAUCCGGAGGAAAGAGGAUGUUGAAAGAAUGAUAAAGGAGGAGGAAGCUUACCAGGUUACCACCUCUUAA